Molecule: messenger RNA, 825 nt
Organism: Coccomyxa subellipsoidea C-169
Lineage: Eukaryota; Viridiplantae; Chlorophyta; Trebouxiophyceae; Coccomyxaceae
Exons: 5
Coding region: 1-825 (274 amino acids)
Source: RefSeq, a predicted model, not a curated record
AUGGCCGUCAGCUCGGACGAGCGCAGCAGUGCAAUGAAGGCGGUCAUUGAAGGCGAGCAGCUGCAGAUGGAGAUCAUCAAACUCCUGCAACCUGAUCAUGUUACCGAUGAGGAUCUGAUGAAGACAGACUGGCAGCCUUGCAUAAAACAAGUGGGCACUCUGCGUGUUGUCUUGAAUGUCUCCUCUCCGAAACUCUCAUUCUUUUUUGCAGUCUACCUCAGGCCAGAGCUCCUGUACCAGGAUCUGCAAAUCGACGAGCGUAUUGCAGAGCAGGCAGCGCUUGUGACAAGUCCACUGCAGCUGCUGGCAGCACUGCCCAUCAUGCAGCAGUUCCUGGACAAACAGAUCUAUUCCAAGGCUGCUCCUGUGGCCCUCGUGGCCCUAAAAGCACUCCGCAGCCACAGAGACAGAUGGAACGCCCCUGCUCGGACAGCAAGGAAGGACAUGGCUCUGCUAGACAGCUGGGGAGAAUUUCUCUGCCCAGUUACAGGCGGCCGGACGCCAGUAAAGAGCAGAAGCCUUGCAAUGAGGGACGACUACUGGCGCAGCCUGGCAGUGGCGGCACGCUUCAGGGAUGCUGUCAGGCAGGACCCUGCCUUUGCAGAAACAGAGAUGCCGACCUUCACAGAUCAGCAGCUUCAGGAGGAGCUUUCUCAUGUCAGGUGCCAAAAAUGCCAGAAGUUGUGCGCGGACCUGCUGCGGUGUGCGGGCUGCAUACAAGUCAAGUACUGCUCCAAGGACUGCCAGAAGAAGCACUGGGGCAGCAGCUUCCCUUGGCUUUAUUUGGCUCUGAAUGACAACUCGUUGGGCGUUGCUGUUCUGUGA